Molecule: messenger RNA, 1041 nt
Organism: Peromyscus maniculatus bairdii (prairie deer mouse)
Lineage: Eukaryota; Metazoa; Chordata; Mammalia; Rodentia; Cricetidae
Gene: Cacng7
Product: calcium voltage-gated channel auxiliary subunit gamma 7
Biological process (GO): regulation of AMPA receptor activity; neurotransmitter receptor transport, postsynaptic endosome to lysosome; calcium ion transport
Cellular component (GO): postsynaptic density membrane; AMPA glutamate receptor complex
Molecular function (GO): channel regulator activity; voltage-gated calcium channel activity
Source: RefSeq, a predicted model, not a curated record
GCUGCGGGGCCCGCGGCCCGGAGCGUCCGCCAAGCCCUGAGAGAGGCCCCGCAGGGCGCCCCCCGCCGCUCAGGAUGAGUCACUGCAGCAGCCGCGCCCUGACCCUGCUGAGCAGCGUGUUUGGUGCCUGCGGCCUGCUUCUUGUGGGCAUCGCAGUGAGCACGGACUACUGGCUGUACAUGGAGGAGGGGACCGUUUUGCCGCAGAACCAGACCACCGAGGUCAAGAUGGCGCUGCACGCUGGCCUCUGGAGAGUCUGCUUCUUUGCAGGUCGGGAGAAGGGUCGCUGUGUGGCUUCCGAGUACUUUCUUGAACCAGAGAUCAACUUGGUGACGGAAAACACGGAGAAUAUUCUGAAGACAGUGCGCACGGCUACUCCCUUCCCUAUGGUCAGUCUCUUCCUUGUGUUCACCGCUUUCGUCAUCAGCAACAUCGGCCACAUCCGACCUCAGAGGACCAUUCUGGCCUUUGUGUCCGGCAUCUUCUUCAUUUUAUCAGGUCUCUCCUUGGUGGUGGGUUUGGUUCUGUACAUCUCCAGCAUCAAUGACGAGGUCAUGAACAGGCCCAGCAGCUCGGAGCAGUACUUUCACUAUCGAUACGGGUGGUCGUUUGCCUUUGCUGCUUCCUCUUUCCUUCUCAAAGAGGGGGCCGGAGUCAUGUCGGUGUACUUAUUCACCAAGCGCUACGCGGAGGAAGAGAUGUACCGCCCGCACCCGGCCUUCUACCGCCCGCGUCUCAGCGACUGCUCUGACUACUCGGGCCAGUUUCUGCAGCCCGAGGCGUGGCGUCGUGGUCGCAGCCCUUCCGACAUCUCCAGCGACGUCUCCAUCCAGAUGACGCAAAACUACCCUCCAGCCAUCAAGUACCCCGACCACCUCCACAUCUCCACUUCACCGUGCUGAGGCCGGGCUCCCUCCCUCUCCUCCUCCUUCCUCCCCCUCACCCGCGCCUCCCGCCUCCCUAAUACCUUAAGGGACUCUUGGCUGAGGGAUGCUGUGCCAUCUCCAGGCCCCAACCCAUCAUCCUCAUUUCAAUGGCUCC